Molecule: messenger RNA, 498 nt
Organism: Clarias gariepinus (North African catfish)
Lineage: Eukaryota; Metazoa; Chordata; Actinopteri; Siluriformes; Clariidae
Gene: gall
Product: galanin-like
Exons: 6
Coding region: 128-487 (119 amino acids)
Cellular component (GO): extracellular region
Molecular function (GO): hormone activity
Source: RefSeq, a predicted model, not a curated record
CCUACUGCCUUGAUAUAAAUUACACACAUAAUCUAAAAGAUAAUAAAAGGUGAGAUUCACUCUCACUUGGCUUGCUUUAAGGAUUUUAAUUGUGACAUUUUAUUGACUGGAAGUAGAGCUUGUAGAGAUGAAGAUAAGCUACAUGCUGUUUUGUGCCUCAUUGUGUGUACUGUCCCCUCAAUUGUCAAGAACCCAUGGGAUGACCCUUAGGGGUCUAGAGAAAAGAGGAUGGACACUGAAUAGUGCUGGAUAUCUACUUGGACCUUAUGCACACAGAACUCUUAAUGUACGGCAUGGAACCAGUGUGGGCAAGCGGGACAGCACAGAGGACGCCAUCCUGCCAACACAUCAGCCUUUAUAUAGAUCUAUAACAGAUGAGUCAUAUCUCCAUGCACUUACAGAACUUUUCUCAUAUCUACGCAUAAGAGAUGAUGAAAGCAUUGAAGACCUGAUCAGUUCUAGGUUUGCUGAUGACAUGACACGAUAGAAGAAAUGGCC